Seminavis robusta is the source of this 828-nucleotide messenger RNA. The record is from the annotation of a GenBank genome assembly. NCBI's taxonomy places the organism in Eukaryota, Bacillariophyta, Bacillariophyceae, Naviculales, Naviculaceae.
AUGACGACAGAUAGCAGUAACAAUGUAUUUGUCGCAGCUUUGGAAGCAAAACUGCGCAACUUGGCUGGGCUAGAUGAUAAGGAACGCAGCUUAUUGAUUGCUACGAUUGCAACACCAGCCACCGAUUUCGUGACUGUUUCGCUGAAAUACAGCAAGUUCGGUUUGACAACGAUUCAAGACAUUGCCAAGUCGGCGGAGUGCAAUCAUGCUGUCAACCACGAAUAUUUGCGCAAUACCAACUAUCCACGGACGUUAUUUAUAAGAACAAAGCAAAUUGGAUUCUCGGAAUUUGGAGCGGAGGAUGCGCUAAGUUAUGCAGGAAUUGGAAAGAUCCACUUGGUGGAUGAGACCGAUUCACGAUUUCCACAACCAGCUAAGAUCGAAGAAUGCAAUGAGUAUCUGCUGCAUGCGGUGAAAGAUCUUCGCCUAAAACAUAAAUUGUAUGACCCGUUGGAAGAGGGAUGUGAAGAGACGAGGCGAGAAUUUAUAUCUGCGGUUCUUGUCCUUGCCGCAACGUUUGCCGGGGUCAAGCUUGCCUGCGAAGAGGAGAUCAACGGAAGUAUUGGAAAAGGUCCAGUUGAUUGGACUGCGCACUACGAAAAUCACAGAAUUUGCAUUACUGAAGGGAAAAAGGACAAUAUCACACAGGGAUUGUAUCAGAACCUUGCGCAGCUCACGGCUGCUGGAGAAGUUCGACGGCAAAAGCGUUCUUUUUGUGUUGAUUUGCCUCUUUACGGAAUAGCAACAACGUACCGAGAAUGGAUCAUUCUAUGUUUGGAUCCAGCAGCUGCUGAGAGUCGAGCGGGCAUUCGUUUACCGACUCUUUGA